UGCUGGUCCUCCGGCGGGAUGUGGCCAUUUGCGGAGCAGCGGAGGGUGGAGCCGGGGGCGGAGGCAGGCCAGAGUGGAAGCAGCUCCAGGCGCAGCUCUGACUGGGGCAGGUCGGCGGCGGUUGCCGCGGUGGUGACAAGAGAGUGGCCGGACCCCUACGACCCGGGGCGGAACUCUGCGAUCCAAGUGCUCGGCUCCCCAAGCGAGGUGGGCGGGCGGCUCGGGACCCUGGCCAGGGCCGGCAUGGAGCGGUGGCGUGACCGGCUGGCACUGGUGACGGGAGCCUCGGGGGGCGUCGGCGCGGCCGUGGCCCGAGCCCUGGUCCAGCAGGGACUGAAGGUGGUGGGUUGUGCCCGCACCGUGGGCAACAUCGAGGAGCUGGCUGCCGAAUGUAAGAGUGCAGGCUACCCCGGGACUUUGAUCCCCUACAGAUGUGACCUGUCAAAUGAGGAGGACAUCCUCUCCAUGUUCUCGGCGGUCCGCUCUCAGCACAGCGGUGUGGACAUCUGUAUCAACAACGCUGGCUUGGCCCGGCCUGACACCCUGCUCUCAGGCAGCACCAGCGGCUGGAAGGACAUGUUCAAUGUGAACGUGCUGGGCCUCAGCAUCUGCACACGGGAAGCCUACCAGUCUAUGAGGGAGCGGAAGGUGGAUGACGGGCACAUCAUUAACAUCAACAGCAUGUCUGGCCACCAAGUGCCACCCCAGUCCGUGGCCCAUUUCUACAGUGCUACCAAGUACGCCGUCACUGCGCUGACAGAGGGGCUGAGGCAAGAGCUUCGGGAGGCCCAGACCCACAUCCGAGCCACGGCCUGGCCUCUGACUGGGGCUCAGCUCCUGAGCAGGCUGUCUCUGUUGGCCCAGUGCAUCUCUCCAGGAGUGGUGGAGACACAAUUCGCCUUCAAACUCCAUGACAAGGACCCUGAGAAGGCAGCUGCCACCUAUGAACACAUGAAGUGUCUCAAACCUGAGGAUGUGGCCAAGGCUGUCAUCUAUGUCCUCAGCACCCCGCCACACGUCCAGAUCGGAGACAUCCAGAUGAGGCCCACGGAGCAGGUGACCUAGUUUCCUGUGGGGAGCUCCUCCUUCCCUCCCUGCCCCUCAAGGCUUGGCACCUGCCUCUGGAUUUGGGGUGUUGAUUUCUGGACCCUUGGAUUCCACUUCCUUUCCCCACCCCCACCAGGGGCUGGAAAACUUGCUUGAGGUUUCAUAUAAUCUUGUCAAAUUGUUUCCACCGAAUUUGAAAAAUGGGCAGGGGAGAGGAGGUGGUGUCCCUGAUUGUUUUACCUGCGGAUUCAUUCUUGGUCUCCGCUUUGGGCUCCUUGGCCUUUGUUUGCUGUCCUUGGUCUCUUCCCUUUGACCUGGGAAAGGGACUGUGGCCAAAAGUGGGGCUUUCCCCUAUCUUCUUGCACCCCACCCCUGUCCCUUCAGGAUGAGGAGGCAGAGGGAAGCCCUCACCUUCCAUCUGAAUGGCUUUCGGGGCUCUGGGCUUCCUCCUUUCCCUGCAUCCCACCCCCCACCCCAUCUAUUCCCCGUCCCAGUUCUCCAGCCCCACUGUGGCUUCUCAGCCCCCGGUGGGGUCCUCACUCCACUCUAUGGCAGCAGAGUACCAGGGCCUGCCUCCCAUGUGGGUUUCACUGUGAUCAUUAAAAAGGAAAAAC
Messenger RNA from Balaenoptera musculus (blue whale), 1661 nucleotides. RefSeq names its product dehydrogenase/reductase 11 (gene DHRS11). Lineage: Eukaryota; Metazoa; Chordata; Mammalia; Artiodactyla; Balaenopteridae. Bases 19 to 1065 code for a protein of 348 amino acids. The record is from RefSeq and is a predicted model, not a curated record. The transcript is spliced from 7 exons. Gene Ontology annotation, molecular function: oxidoreductase activity.